CGAAUCGGGUGUUGCGGCUGAGGUCUGCAGCUCAAGGUUGACAAAAAGGAAAUCAAUACUUCGCCAGAAUGUCUUCUGACCAGUUCAUUGCAUCCUCUUCGACCACUUGUCUUCAAAGCUUCAAUUUCGACAGAGAUGUCACUAUUUCGGUGCGGUGCGUGCUCUGAAAGUAUUCCAGAGACCAAAGCCCGAUUACGAUGUCGAAACUGCUCUCUGCCAUAUGACUUGUGUACAAAUUGUUUUAUGGUUGGCAAUGUUUCACACGCUCACCAGCUUUCUCACGAAACCUCUCUUAUCGUCACUUCAGGACAUGAUAUCGCUGCUUUGAACGAGUUGAAGCAUCCAUCAAUACCCAUUGCAAAUCCAUAUGCAAGAAGAAGAACUCUAAACGCACCACCUUCCCUUCCUCCAAGACCAGAAUCACAGACAGCUUUGCCAUACCACCAAGGUCCUCCACCAGUUUCUACACAGCAGCCAAUUCCCUCCCCUCAGCUUGCUUCUUAUCAAAGUCCUCAAUUCCAACAAAAUCACCAGCCAAAUUCUACGUCAAAUUACGCAUCUCCCGCAUUAAACUACCAAAAUGCCCCUCCUCCACCUCCUCCAAGCUCCCAGCCUGUUCUAAACUAUUCUUCUGCUUAUUCUACCCCAAAUAACAACAACGCUCCUGCACAAGCAUCGUCAACUCCUACCUUCUCUCCUCAGAGCAGAUAUAAUUCAACACCAAUAUACGCCCCCCAGCCAACUCCCCCACAGUAUAACGCACAGCAACUUCCUACAGGCCCAACUCCACAGCAAUACAAUCCGCAGCCAGCCAUAACCCCAGGACAGCCACCAGCUCAAUAUAAUCCUCAACAGAGCACAAACUCAGGGAUGAACCCCCCGACUCAAUGGCAAACUUUACAAGUUUCCGGAAAGCCAACUCCAUUUCUGGAGUCUUGUCUGACAGAAGUAUUCAAACGUGUCGAUGUCAACAGAGCCGGAGUUCUCAGUCCAGAGCAAUACUCUGCGUUCCUAGACGUGCAGCAAUAUAAGAGAGAAGAAGACGUUUGUAAGUGUCUACCAAUCCUUACUAUGUAUGAACAACUAACAAAUAAUCUCAGGGAAGAAAUUCUGUGUAGCACGUCCACAUGUCUACAACGGCGAAGACCUAGCAGACUACGAACUCCGCUCCACCUACGAAUCCUUCGGCAUAGAAUUCAAACUACAAACUCGAAACAUCGCACCAGUUUCCCAACUGCCCCCCAUAUCUGGGGGGCUGAUGCCAAUGAUUACCUCUCGUGGCUUUAUAGAUAUCACAUUCAUUGAGUUGUUUUCUGAUGAAACCCCACUGGGUUGGCAGCGUAUGAAUAUGAUACUAAGACAUUAUGGAGUAAGGAGAGAAUUGGGUGAUAUUCCACGGGAUGUGUGGCCUGCUACUCCGCCAGAGGAACUCAAACGUAGUGUUGCUGUCAUGAGUGAGGCGGCGAGAAGGAAGGCGGUAAAUGCCGUGAAUGCUAAUAAGGCGAAGUUGGAUAUGGAGGCGUUGGGACGGCAGAAUGCGAUUGAUCUUAUUGAUGGGACAAGGAGGACUUAUUACUACCAGUAUUGA
Messenger RNA from Hymenoscyphus albidus, 1588 nucleotides. NCBI's taxonomy places the organism in Eukaryota, Fungi, Ascomycota, Leotiomycetes, Helotiales, Helotiaceae. The record is from the annotation of a GenBank genome assembly.